AUGCCCAAGAACCUAAGCAAGUCAAGGCUGAGCAUCAAGGCUGUGCUCAGCAGAAACCCUGAGACAGUCCCACAAUUUGUAGACAGGACCUCAUGUUGCAGCAAGGCUGACAAACUUGCUGAGAUGCAGAAGUACCUCCUUGGAUCAUUGCAAAAUGUCUCCAGGGUUGGUACCUACUCCAACUGGUGGUUAGCCUCAGUGUACAAGAAUGGCUACUCACAUCCAGAUACCAUCUUCCUUGCAUACAUGUUCACCAAUGUCCUGGAUGGAGCUAAGACAGGCAUCACUGUCUCAAGCAAGGUCUUUGAGGAGCACAGGAAAGCGUUCAGUUCUCUUCCACUGGACCCUCAGCCAGAGACCAUCAAGGGGCAGGAACGAGUACUACAACAACGAUGA
Rhodofomes roseus is the source of this 396-nucleotide messenger RNA. RefSeq lists its product as uncharacterized. The record is from RefSeq and is a predicted model, not a curated record. Lineage: Eukaryota; Fungi; Basidiomycota; Agaricomycetes; Polyporales; Fomitopsidaceae. Gene Ontology annotation, molecular function: RNA-directed RNA polymerase activity. The coding region runs from base 1 to 396 and encodes 131 amino acids. The transcript is spliced from 2 exons.